Messenger RNA from Miscanthus lutarioriparius, 1074 nucleotides. The record is from the annotation of a GenBank genome assembly. NCBI's taxonomy places the organism in Eukaryota, Viridiplantae, Streptophyta, Magnoliopsida, Poales, Poaceae.
AUGGACGCCUCCUACGACCGCGAGUUCUGGAACUUCAGCGACCAGCUGCGCCUGCACAACAACUUCUCCAACCUCUCCAUCGCCGACUCCAUCUGGUCCUCCACCACCUCGCCACCGGAUCCUCCCUCCUCGGGCAAUCCCUCCUCCUUCCCCGGCGGCAACACCAACGCACCGGGCCUCAUCGGAUCCGCCAAGCUCGCCUUCGGCAACGCCACAACCACCAGCGCCGACCGCUACAACGCCAACGCCGCCGGUGCCGGUGUUGGUUCCAACAACGCCGCCGCCAGCAAGACCAUGAGCGUGAGCGACUACUACCUCAACAAGAACACCAACACCAACGCCGCCGCCAGCAAGACCAUGAGCGUGACCGACUACUACCUCAACAAGAACGCCAUCCCCGCCGCCGGCAAGACCAUGGACGUGGCCGACUACUACUACCUCAACAGGAACGCCAACGCCAACAACGACGCCGUCAAGAGCUACUUCAACAAGUCCGUCGGCAGGCCGGCCAACAACAACAACGUCGUCGGCGGCGGCAAGAAGAACUCCGCCGCCGCCGCCCACCACGACAAGAAGCUCAAGAACUCCGGCAACGGCAACGGCGCCGGCGUCGACAAGAGGUUCAAGAGCCUGCCGGCGACGGAGGCGCUGCCCAGGGGCGAGGCCAUCGGCGGGUACAUCUUCGUCUGCAACAACGACACCAUGGAGGAGAACCUCAAGAGGCAGCUCUUCGGGCUGCCGUCCAGGUACAGGGAUUCGGUGAGGGCCAUCAGGCCGGGCCUGCCCCUCUUCCUCUACAACUACUCCACCCACCAGCUCCACGGCAUCUUUGAGGCUGCAAGCUUCGGAGGAUCCAACAUCGAUCCAAAAGCUUGGGAGGACAAGAAGUGCCCCGGCGAGUCCCGCUUCCCUUCUCAGGUGAGGGUUGCAACGCGCAAGAUCUGUGAUCCGCUGGAGGAGGACGCUUUCCGCCCCAUCCUCCACCACUACGACGGCCCCAAGUUCAGGCUGGAGCUCAGUGUCCCUGAGGCACUCUCCCUCCUUGAUAUAUUUGCGGAGAAGAUUUUUGCCUGA